CACAAGCAGAGAUAAUUAUCUAGUCAUACUAUUAAGCUUUGAUUACCUUCUAUUUAUCUCAAAAUGCCAAAGCCACGUUCAUCGCUCCCAAAUCUUCGCCCUGAAUAUGGAAGUGCGGAUCCUCGCGAGAGUCAGCACAUACCUUUUGUUCUCAAGCUUGAGCCACGGCCUAUAACUCAGAUCAAGCAAUCUGAUAGGCGUCCAGAUACUCGUCCUGAGACCUUUGACUCCCUUCUAAAAGAAGAGGCUUGCUUGAUCCUGAAGCAAGCUCGUGUAAUCCAUAAGCAGACAGAAAGGCUUCACCACCAAACGGAAACACUCCACCACCAAGCGGAAACACUCCACCAUCAAACAAAAACACUUCUGCGGGCUGGAACUCGUCAGAUGAGGGAAGAAUUCUAUCAGCUUUAUGGUGAAAUAGACGCCAAGCAGAACACGCCUGGGCCAUCUGAAGGCGCCUCUUUUACUCCAAAUAGUCCAACAACACCAACCGCAAUUAAAGAUAUGGAUUUUGGGGAUGAUAGGGUAGAUUCGGGUCAAUCAAAGUAAAGUCAAUGGCUUUCUUUUUUGACUCCAUAGUUAUUGGAGAUGAGAGAAUUGGGACAGGG
This is a messenger RNA of Trichoderma asperellum CBS 433.97, 608 nucleotides long. The record is from RefSeq and is a predicted model, not a curated record. Lineage: Eukaryota; Fungi; Ascomycota; Sordariomycetes; Hypocreales; Hypocreaceae.